UUUAUGUGUAACUGUUAAGAGAAUGUUUCGGAAUGAUGCGAAAACCUCUGUUGAGUGUUUGACCAUUAUUGCCUCAUUUGUCAUCCUGAAGCAUUAAACUUCAAGACAUCUAAAGCAGAGUAUGCGUUUAUGUAUAUGGCGCAAGUUCAGAGCAAAAUUAGUUUCGGGAUAUGGGAUGACUCCAAUUAGAAUGUCUGCGAAAUUGGUUGGCCUUCUGGCUGCUUUGCAUCGAGGCAAUUUGCUACUUGGGAAUUGGGAUGUCUCGCAAUUUGUGACCAAAGUUACAUUUCUGCCAAUUUUUCUAGUCUAAAAUGGUAAUUAACAAAUGGUCAUGUGCUGGCAUCUUAAUAAAUUAAUCAAAGCAAGGCCAAAUUGUUAACAAAUAAUGCAAAUCAGGAUGAGCCUCAACUAAGCAGAAGGGUGAAAAACAAAAGUUGUUUCGGUCCAAGAUUCCUCAUUCCUAUAUAUUUACUAGGAUAAGCCCUCAAUUAAGCCAGGAGUCUUGAAAUGGAUUACUCCAUUCCCACAGUUGAUCUCUCACCUUUCUUUAGAGAAAAUGACGAGGAUGGCAAGAAGAAAGCCAUAGAAGUGAUAAGAGAAGCUUGCAGCACCUAUGGCUUCUUCCAAAUCGUGAACCAUGGGGUUCCUCCAACUUUGUUGUGCAGAGCCCUGGAAUUGUCCAAAACAUUUUUCGGAUAUUCAGAUGAAGAGAAACUCAAAUCUAGUCCAGGAUCUGGUGCGCCCCUUCCAGCUGGUUACAGCAGGCAGCCUCUGCACUCCCCGGACAAGAAUGAGUAUAUGCUGAUGUUUCCACCAUCGUCUACCUUCAACGUGUACCCUGAAAACCCACCUGAAUUCAAGGAGGUAUUGGAAGAAGUGUUCUCCCAUUUGACCAAGACAUGCUCGCUUAUAGAGAGCAUUGUGAAUGAGUGUUUAGAUCUCCCUCCCAAUUUCCUCAAAGAAUAUAAUCAUGAUAGGAGCUGGGAUUUCAUGGCAGCUUUGCGUUACUUCCCGGCUACUGAAGCUGAAAAUAAUGGAAUAACGGAACAUGAAGAUGGGAAUUGUGUUACAUUUGUGUUCCAAGAUCAAGUUGGAGGCCUGGAGGUUAAGAAGAACGAUCAAUGGAUACCAGUAACUCCUGCUCAAGACACAAUUGUUGUCAAUUUAGGAGAUGUUAUUCAGGUACUGAGCAACAACAAACUGAAGAGUGCAACCCACAGAGUGGUGAGAGUGAAAGGGAAAAGCCGAUACUCGUAUGCUUUCUUCUAUAACUUGCAGGGAGAUAAGUGGGUAGAACCAUUGCCACAAUUCUCUAAGGACAUUGGAGAGCCGCCAAAGUACAGAGGAUUCUUAUACAAGGAGUACCAGGCAUUAAGGAUGAGAAACAAGACUCACCCCCCUACCAAACCUGAAGAUGUAAUUCACAUAACCCACUAUGCUACAACUACCUAGCAAAAUGCCAUAUCAUCCAACAUUCAUUUGUUUUGCAGCUUCUUUAAGUGUUCUUUCUAAACUUCUGUUGACUGAUUCUGGAAUGUGCAAAUUAUUGAAAAUGGCUAUUGACAGUGUAUUGAUUCAAUGUUUUGGUAUAA
Messenger RNA from Pistacia vera, 1592 nucleotides. Its product is annotated as flavonol synthase/flavanone 3-hydroxylase-like. Gene Ontology annotation, molecular function: dioxygenase activity. Lineage: Eukaryota; Viridiplantae; Streptophyta; Magnoliopsida; Sapindales; Anacardiaceae. The record is from RefSeq and is a predicted model, not a curated record. The transcript is spliced from 3 exons. The coding region runs from base 508 to 1452 and encodes 314 amino acids.